Molecule: messenger RNA, 2126 nt
Organism: Phragmites australis (common reed)
Lineage: Eukaryota; Viridiplantae; Streptophyta; Magnoliopsida; Poales; Poaceae
Product: nucleotide pyrophosphatase/phosphodiesterase-like
Exons: 13
Coding region: 18-1922 (634 amino acids)
Molecular function (GO): acid phosphatase activity; metal ion binding
Source: RefSeq, a predicted model, not a curated record
GCGUGCGGGCAGUUGCGAUGGGUUUCUCCGGCUCCGGCGCCACGACGCUUGUGCUCCUCAGCCUCUGUGCCGCCGUCUCAUGCUCGAAGCCUCUGCCGCCGCCGGAGAUGCUGCACGAGAGCUUUGCGGGGAAGUCCGAGUUCAGGACGGUGAACCGGAAGAGGCUGGAAUCGUGCCUGAACCGGAGCCCGUACCUGCAGAUCAACGUCAGCACCGGCGGGGCGCCGCUCCCCGACGAGGUGUUCAUCAAAGUGACCGUCGCCGGGGUCCUCAAGCCCGACGGCGGCGACUGGGUCGCCAUGAUCACGCCUUCGAAUUCCAGUGUCUCCGGAUGCCCUCUGAGUGGUGUGAACUACGUCCAGACUGGUGAUCUAGCGCAUCUCCCGCUUCUGUGCCACUACCCUGUCAAGGCCCAGCACCUGACGAGCGACCCCGGCUACCUGGGCUGCAAGAACGCGGCGUGCCAGAGGCGCGACGCGUCGGGCGCCUGCAAGAUCCGGACCUGCGCCGCUACGCUCACCUUCCACGUCGUCAACUUCCGCACCGACGUCGAGUUCGUCCUCUUCUCCGGCGGGUUCAGGGCGCCGUGCGUCCUCAAGCGGUCUGGCGCGCUCCGGUUCGCCACCCCCGCCAGGCCGCUCUACGGCCACCUCUCCAGCACCGGCUCCAACGCCACCUCGAUGAGGAUUACGUGGGUCAGCGGAGACGGGAGGCCGCAGCAGGUUCAGUACGGAGCCGGCAAUUCUGCUGCUUCUCAAGUCGCAACGUUCACGCAGAAGGAUAUGUGCAGUAUCGCCGUGUUGCCGAGUCCUGCAAAGGAUUUCGGGUGGCAUGACCCCGGCUACAUCCACUCGGCCGUCAUGACUGGGCUCCAGCCCUCUCAGUCCUACUCUUACCGUUACGGAAGUGAUUCUGUGGGUUGGAGUGACACACUCAAAUUCAGAACACCACCAUCUGCAGGUUCAGAUGAGCUAUCCUUUGUGAUCUAUGGUGACAUGGGGAAGGCUCCCCUGGACCCAUCAGUGGAACACUACAUUCAGCCUGGAUCGAUUUCAGUGACCAAGGCAGUGGCUAAAGAGAUCCAAACUGGAAAUGUCGACUCCAUCUUCCAUAUAGGAGACAUCAGCUAUGCCACGGGCUUUCUGGUCGAAUGGGACUUCUUCCUUCACCUCAUCACACCACUUGCUUCUCAGGUUUCAUACAUGACCGCUAUUGGUAAUCACGAAAGGGAUUAUGCAGACUCUGGAUCUGUGUAUGUGACCCCAGAUUCAGGUGGUGAAUGCGGAGUCGCAUACGAGUCCUACUUCCCCAUGCCCACUGUCAGUAAGGACAAGCCAUGGUAUGCAAUUGAGCAAGGGAGCGCUCACUUUGUUGUGAUGUCGACUGAGCAUGAAUGGUCAGAGAAGUCGGAGCAGCAUAAUUGGAUGGAGAAAGAUUUAUCAUCGGUCAAUAGAUCAAGAACACCAUGGGUAAUCUUCAUUGGGCAUAGACCGAUGUAUUCAUCCCAUAUCGGUAUACCGCUCAAUGUGGAUCCAAAAUUUGUAGCCUCUGUUGAGCCGCUCUUGCUCAAGUACCAGGUGGAUUUGGUUUUCUUCGGCCAUGUACACAACUACGAGAGGACUUGCGCGGUAUACCAGAGCAAAUGCAAAGUCAUGCCAAGGAAGGAUGCAAGUGGAAUUGAUACUUAUGACAACAGCAACUAUACUGCGCCAAUUCAUGCCCUUGUUGGAGCAGGAGGGUUCAGCUUGGACAACUUCCCUAAGAUUGUGUGGGCGAAGUGGAGCUUAGCAAGGGUUUCAGAGUUCGGGUAUGCCAGGGUGCAUGCCACAAGAACUGAUAUCCUGGUUCAGUUUGUAAGCUCAAGUACGAUGGAGGUUCGCGACCAAUUUAGAAUUGUGAAGCAAGCUCCGGCAAGGAAGUAACAGAGCCUGACAAUUCAAAAGUAGCUGCAGCUCAUGAUAAAGAUGAUGAAAUUGGAGCUACUUCUUUUUAUUUUUGUUAUGCUAUAAAUUAGUGCUGAAUGACACAUCAGUGCAUAGUAUAUAUUCCAUAUUUACAAGUGUAUAUGUAUAUAUGGAGAUUAGCGCAAUGUUUCUUUCAGAUGACCCCCAAUGAAAUUCAGCAAA